Messenger RNA from Plodia interpunctella (Indianmeal moth), 471 nucleotides. RefSeq names its product ATP synthase-coupling factor 6, mitochondrial-like. Gene Ontology annotation, biological process: proton motive force-driven ATP synthesis. Gene Ontology annotation, molecular function: proton transmembrane transporter activity. Bases 54 to 389 code for a protein of 111 amino acids. The transcript has 3 exons. Lineage: Eukaryota; Metazoa; Arthropoda; Insecta; Lepidoptera; Pyralidae. The record is from RefSeq and is a predicted model, not a curated record.
UCUAUCAGCUGUCAGUUUGACUGACCACACGGUUACAUUGAAAGUGCAAAAAGAUGCUCGCUCGGGCAGCGACUAGCGCGAGGGCGGCGCGCGGGGCGCGGGGCCUGGCCGCGACCGCGGCGAGCAGGCAGGAGGCCUCCGACCCCGUCCAGAAACUGUUCUUAGACAAAAUCAGGGAAUACAAAUCCAAAAGCUCUGGUGGCCAACUAGUGGAUCCGAGCCCUACGAUCGAGAAGGAGCUGAAGACGGAGCUGGAGAAGCUGGAGCGGCAGUACGGCGGCGGGUCGGGCGUGGACAUGAUGGCCUUCCCGAGCUUCAAGUUCGACGACGCGCAGCUCGACCCCAUCGACGAGGCUUCCGCAGCCAAGGACCCUAAGAAGAAGAAAUGAACAUUAAUACUUAUUAUUUAAUUUAUACCAUACAUGAUAUAAAGCGCAAAUAUGCUGAGUAAAUCAUCAAAUUUUGCAUGAA